Heterotrigona itama is the source of this 1012-nucleotide messenger RNA. The record is from the annotation of a GenBank genome assembly. NCBI's taxonomy places the organism in Eukaryota, Metazoa, Arthropoda, Insecta, Hymenoptera, Apidae.
AUGCAAUGGCGUCGUUUGCUGAUGUGGCAAGCAAGCUUGGAAACAUUUAGCUUCGAAGCCGUUCAGACAACCUACGUGACCGGAAUAGCGAGGCAAAUGGCGAGUGAUUCGUUGUGGCGACAUCUACCGGAGUCGGUGUCGUUAGAUAUUUUUUGUGCAGAUUUCGUGAAAGCUGGAGCAGAGCAAGGCUUAACGCCAUCCGACGUGGUGCUCGCUGCUGAUAUCACAUUUUCCUGCGUGGCUGAUCCCCAAGCUGCCAAAGACAUGGUGUUUGGAAACUGUGGAGUCCUUACGGAAAUAUCUCCAGAGAAAGGAUACGUGGAGAUGACUGGCAUAGAUGCGGAAACGUCACAAGAUAUUGCUGAGGCAAUAACAGCAAAGGGUGGCCGUUAUUUGGAGGCCCAAGUACAGGGUAGCAAAACACAGGCGCAAGAGGGUACUUUAGUGAUUCUCGCGGCUGGCGAUCGAACCCUGUUCGAUGAAUGCCAAUCUUGCUUCGAAGCAAUGGGGAAAAACAGUUUUUACCUUGGCGAAGUAGGCAAUGCUUCCAAAAUGAAUCUCGUGCUUCAACUGAUGGCAGGCGUUACUCUUGCUGGUUUGGCCGAAAGUAUGGCUCUAGCAGAUCGAGCCGGUCUUCAGCAAAAGGAUGUUCUUGAAGUUUUGGAAUUAACAUCGUUGGCAUGCCCUGCUAUUCUUGACAAAGGAAAAGCGAUUAUCGAGGGUGGUUUUCCAACGCAAUUACCACUCCAACAUAUGCAAAAAGACUUAAGACUCUCUUUAGGUAUGAGCGAUCAAUUAGAGCAGCCAUUACCACUAGCUGCAGCAGCGAAUGAAGUUUACAAACAUGCUAAACGCCUCGGUUAUGGAGAACACGAUGCCUCCGCUGUUUACAUCAGAGCCAGAAGCCGAGACGCUGGCAAAUGACGCGUCAUCUAUUCGGUCAUACGAAGUAGCAAAUAAUGGUAUAUUCAUUGGUGUGAGUGCAAUCAUGUUUGCAUCGCUGAGACUUUGA